GUUACAAUACCAGGUGUGGUCAUCCCUCAGUCCUGACUAAGCCUAGUUGAUUUCACUAGUUAUUGAUCCAUCAUGUGCUUGGGUUUCUUCUCCCCAGUCCCUGUUUGAACUCUCCUGGCACAAACAUCAGCAUGGUGGUAACUGCCACACAUUUGUCCCAUGACAGGGCAGAGAUGAAAAUCCUAGAAAUCAACCAGGAAUUGCGCUCCCAGCUGGCAGAGAGCCAACAGCAGUUUGAAGACCUCAAGGAGAAAUUUCUUAUAAGUCAGGCUACUGCCUACUCUCUGGCCAAGCAACUAAAGAAAUAUGGGAGUGAAGAGGACAAAGACAUCAUAGACUCUGUGCUGAGGGAUGAAGUGCAGUUCACAGAGGAGAAGCUGGCAGAGAAGCUCAGGCAAGCUGAGGAGCUCAGGCAAUAUAAAGCCCUGAUUCACUCUCAGGCAAAAGAGCUGACCCAGUUACGGGAGAAGUUAUGGGAAGGGAGAGAUGCCUCCUGCUCACUGAAUCAGCAUUUAAAGGCCCUCCUCACUCCUGGUGACCCUGACAAGUCCCAGGGUCAGGACCUCCGAGAGCAGCUGGCUGAGGGGCACAGGCUGGCACAGCGUCUUGUCAACAAGCUCAGCCUAGAAAGUGAUGAAGAUGAAGAUGUUACAGAUGAGGAGGUCGAGAAAGGACAGGAAACACCUGCCCCCAGGGAGGUACAGAGGGCUGAGGAAAAGGAAGUCCCUCAGGACUCACUGGAGGAAUGUGCUGUCCCUCGUUCAAACAGCCACGGCGCUUCUGACUGCAACCAGCCUCACAGGAGCACCAAAGUCACAUUUGAGGGAGACAAAGUCGACCCUGCUCUGGUUGUAGACAGUGAAUUCUCUCAGGAUGAAGAGGAGGAAGCUCCAAACAUUCUCCCAGGAAAUCAAAAGGAUCUUAAGGAAGAGGAAGAGAAAGCGCCAGUGCCCCCCAGCUCAUUGUCUUCCCAGUCCACUGAUCACCUGCCACUCUGUCUCCUGCUUGAGACAGGGAAGGAUGGUUAUGAGGGCACUGUAAUGGCUUCCUCUGGCCUCUCCUGUGGUCCUCCCUAUGGAACCGGCGGGGUGCACUGGUUUUGGUCCUGUCCAGUGUUUAUUCUCGGUCGUCUUUACUCCAGGCUGAGCCAGGAGCUGCCAGGGAUAAAGGAGCAGGAAGUCCCAGAGGACUCCUUGGAUGAAAUUUACUUGACUCCUUCAGCUCACCAUGACCUGUCUGACUGCCACCAGCCUUAUAGCGGCACCUUGUCCUCAUUGGAUGAUCAGCUCACAUGCUCUGCUCUGGAUGUAGCCUGUGAGUACUCCAACCUGAAGGCCACAAAGCUCCAGUGUCUUCCCAGGCAGCCUCCACGUGUUUUCUUUCUGCAACUUGUGCUGCUGAGACAGCUUUCAAAACAGACUGAAAACUGAGUCUGUUUUCAAUCUGCCUCUGGGAUCCAGUUUUGAUCACAUACAUCCAGAGGGUGAAACUUCCUCUACUCCUGUCCCAAGUGACUCCUCUGUCACCUGGCUCCUUCUUACAAGAGCAGGCUGUGGGCAUGAUUGCUGGAAAGGGGUUAGGACUUUUAGCAAGCUCUUGCCCGCAGUAGCUCAUCUAGAUAUAUUUGCACAACAAACCUUCUUCUUAAGACCUGGAAUCUCUCCUUUCUGAAAUUAUGUUGUUAACUACAUGCCUGGAACAGUGCCAUUAUCUCUUCUCUGGCCACCCACACAUGCAAGCAGUUUUGUACAAGUAUUUCAC
Messenger RNA from Sapajus apella (tufted capuchin), 1761 nucleotides. Its product is annotated as putative neuroblastoma breakpoint family member 5. The coding region runs from base 132 to 1430 and encodes 432 amino acids. NCBI's taxonomy places the organism in Eukaryota, Metazoa, Chordata, Mammalia, Primates, Cebidae. The transcript has 7 exons. The record is from RefSeq and is a predicted model, not a curated record.